This is a messenger RNA of Plenodomus lingam JN3, 189 nucleotides long. NCBI's taxonomy places the organism in Eukaryota, Fungi, Ascomycota, Dothideomycetes, Pleosporales, Leptosphaeriaceae. The record is from RefSeq and is a predicted model, not a curated record.
AUGGUGACUUUCAUAUCCAGCUCGGAUGGCAUGGUUGCGGACGACAAAGAGUCACUCUCAGCCUCGAAACCCCAACGAGAGGUCCAACAACAUUGUCGCAAUCAAAUCGUCAAGAGAACACCCACCAGGCACGGGCUGGAAGUGGGGCCUCGGCCCGUACCGUCCAUGGAAUUAUCCGAACUACCAUGA